This is a messenger RNA of Aphis gossypii (cotton aphid), 5154 nucleotides long. RefSeq lists its product as uncharacterized. Gene Ontology annotation, biological process: DNA integration. Bases 1 to 5154 code for a protein of 1717 amino acids. Gene Ontology annotation, molecular function: nucleic acid binding. The transcript has a single exon. Lineage: Eukaryota; Metazoa; Arthropoda; Insecta; Hemiptera; Aphididae. The record is from RefSeq and is a predicted model, not a curated record.
AUGGGAAUCAACGACGAACGACUUCCUCCUGAGUUAGCAAAGAUGAUCAACAAAAGAGAUUCCGCCAAAAGGUCCAUGGAUUCAAUUAAAACAUUCAUAGACAAGUUUGACCCUGCUACCAAAUCUCUGAACCAACUUCAAACUAGACUGGACAGUCUAAUGCAAUACAUGUCCAAAUAUGAAGCCUGUCAAGACGAUAUUGAAAAUCAUACAGCAGUUACGGUUGAAAUGCUAGAUCACAGGACUUGUGUUGAUGAUUUUUUCUGUACGCUUAAGGCUGAAAUUUUAGAUUUAGUUGAGCGCUAUUCCAAGGCACCAUCCAACACCUCAAGUGCACCAUCGCAGCCUAUCAUUCGGGAUUCUAUGAAACUACCGUUCAUUCCUGCCCCUACCUUUGAUGGUGAUCUACAAAAUUGGGUUUCAUUCCUCGAUGCAUUUAAUGCUAUGUUUCACCACAACCAAGGAUUAUCUGAUGUACAGCGUUUACACUAUUUGAAAUCUUGUCUGGUCGGUCCUGCUGCUGAAGUAGUGCGUACCAUUCCUACGACUGAUGUAAAUUAUUCCACAGCCUACAAUGCUCUAGUUGAAAGAUAUGAGAACAAAUCGCUUAUUAUCCAGUCGCAUAUUCGUUCAUUAUUCCAAACGCCGCAAGUGCAUAAGCCUGCUGCAAAUGAGUUGCGGCAACUACAUCACCAUGUUGUAUCACAAGUCAAUGCUCUGAGGGCACUUGAUCAGCCGGUGGAGCAGUGGGACGCGUGGCUGGUAACCUUGUUGUGUUGCAGAUUAGACCCAACCACCGUCGGCGAAUGGCAACUAUUACAGUCAACCAAGAAUCUUCCCAAAUUUAGUGAUUUAGAAAAGUUCUUAUCAAAUCGUGUGUCUGCCUAUGAAGUUGGUGAAGCAGGCAACCAGUCAACCCAGCAUAAACAGUCGUCUAUUGGUACUCGUCCAAUCCAAAAAAGAGUUCUAUUUACCAAGCAAACUGAUAGUGCACCCUUUAAAGAUAGAAAAUGUUUGGUGUGUUCUGAGCAGCAUCGCUUAUCAAGUUGUGACAGAUUUAGUAAAAUGUCUCUGCCUGAGCGCCAAGAUACAGUUUUUAAGAACAGGCUAUGUUAUAAUUGUCUAUUUCCUGGUCAUCAAGUCCGUCAGUGCCGUGGUGGUAACUGCAAUAAAUGUGGAAAACGGCACAACACUAAACUACAUAACGAUGCACCAUUGAAUCUUCCUAACAUGGCGGAUGAGCCGUCAUCAUUGUCACAGGACCAGUCUAUUGUAACCUACGUCGAACAAAAUAACAAAUCCAAUGUUGCCAAGCAGAUAAUAUUAGCUACUGCCCUAGUUAAUUUAGAAAAUGCAGCUGGGAAUCAAGUUCAGUGUCGUGCAAUUCUAGACUCUGGUUCUCAAGUCUGCCUAAUAUCCAGAGAGUGUGCAUCCAAAUUAAAAAUAAAUGUUGUCAAUAACUCAAUAUCUAUAGCAGGCAUAGGGUCAAUCACUGCCAAGACGGGCACCAUGAUUAGUACUACAAUGUGUUCCAGAAUAAAUGAUUUUAAAGCAUUUAUUAACUUCCAUGUCAUCAAUUCUAUCACCAACAGAGUGCCCAGUCAGUGCAUCAACAUAGAACCAUUAAAUAUUCCACACACUAUUAGUAGUUGUUUAGCUGACCCUCAUUUUAGUGAACCAGCUUUGGUUGAUAUUCUACUUGGAGCAGAGAUAUUUUUUGAAUUAUUUACUGGAGAAAAAAUGAAGGUCAGUCAGCGUGUUACUCUUCACAACACUAGUCUCGGUUGGAUUUUCACCGGAUCAGUUCAAAUUGACACAAUGCUAUCACCUCCAACUAGUUUAUUUGUAAGUAAUUGCAAUCACUCAGCUAUAGCGUUGUUCACCCAGUCAAGCUCGAAUAAGUUCUCAUCUGAGAUCAAGGCCGAAGAUCACUUUAAAUGUAAUGUGUCUCGAGACGAUCUUGGGCGAUUUGUUGUAAAAUUACCAUUUGUUCGAGACCCAUCAGUAUUAGGCGAUUCAAGAUUCAUGGCUCAGCAACGAUUUUAUAAUCUUGAGCGCAAGCUGUCAAAAAACCCAACGCUGGCUUCAGAUUACAAAAUGUUUAUGAACGAAUAUCUUGAAUUGGGACACAUGGAGUUGGCUCAAAAAACUGAUGGUCCUACUUAUUACCUUCCGCAUCAUUCUGUGUUUAAAUCAAACAGUUUAACUACCAAAAUGCGCGUUGUUUUUGAUGGGUCUGCUGCCACUAAGUCCGGUCAGAGUCUCAAUGAUAUUUUAUUAUGUGGACCGAAUGUUCAACCUGAUCUAAUAUCUAUUAUUUUAAGAUUUCGUAUUCACAAGGUUGUUCUUACCGCUGACAUAGCCAAAAUGUACAGACAGAUACGGGUUUCGCCAGAUGAUUGUGACAUGCAACGAAUAUGUUAUAGGGAGAGCCCUGCUGAUCCAUUGAAGGACUAUAGGCUACUAACAGUAACUUACGGUACUAGAGCCGCUUCUUUCUUGGCCACCAGGUGUUUGCUUGAGCUGAGUUACAGUGUCACCAAUCAUGCAACACAGCGUGCUAUCCAACAAGACUUCUAUGUUGAUGAUUUGCUGAGUGGUGGUCAGGAUGAAGCUGAGUGUUAUGAAUUAUUUCAAGAUCUAUCAAACGAGCUCAACAAAGCCAAUCUACCUCUUCGAAAAUGGUGUUCUAAUUCAAAAUUAGUAAUGUCAAAGAUUUCCAUUCCUGAAAGUGAUCCUACUUACCUGCUGCCAAUUAAUGAUGAAGAUACUGUUAGCACGCUAGGUCUCACUUGGCAGCCAAGUAAUGAUUCUUUUAAGUUUGUCUUUAAGGAUUUGUCAAGGCCGUUGCACAUGACUAAAAGGACAUUACUCUCUAACAUAAAUAGUGUAUAUGAUCCGGUGGGAUUUCUAACACCAGCCUUGAUUCGAGGUAAGAUAUUCAUGCAACAAUUGUGGUCUUCAAAGUUAAACUGGGACACACCACUAUCCCCUGAUCUGCAAACCAAAUGGACAAAUUUCUAUCAGAGUCUCCAGUCUCUUGAACAACUAUCAAUUCCACGUCGAGUUCCGUUUGAUAAUGUUACAUCAGUGCAAUUGCAUGACUUUUGUGACGCGUCACAAAAUGCCUUUGGUGCCUGUAUUUACUUCCGUUCACUAAUUACAUCUCAGUGUCAUCUAUAUUGUUCCAAAUCAAGAGUAGCUCCAUUAAAGCCUACUACCAUUCCACGGUUGGAGUUCUGCGGGGCACUUCUAUUGGCGGAGCUGAUCAACAUGGUUACAAGGGAACUGGAACGUAUCAAAAUAUACUGUGACCCUGCUAAUGUAAUAUUAUGGUCAGAUUCAUCCAUUGUAAUUUCCUGGAUUAAUACUGACAAACCGCUCAAGUCUUAUGUCUCCAACAGAGUAGCACAGAUAUUAGACUUAACCCAGCCUUCUCAAUGGCAUCAUGUACCAACUACAAGUAACCCUGCAGAUGUAAUUACAAGAGGUUGCUCCGCUGAAUCACUGUUGUCAAAUGAACUCUGGUGGAAUGGUCCUAAAUGGUUGGCCCAUUCCGAAGAUUUGUGGCCAUCCAAUAAUGCCACCCUUACAGAGCUACCUGAAGUCAAAAACAUGCGUCCCGUCCUGCUAGGAAUUCAACCACUAGAGUGCCAAUUCGAGGAGAGGUACUCUUCUUGGUCCAGAAUGAACCGUAUUGCUGCAUAUGUUCUAAGGUUUUGUCACAAUGCUCGUAUCAAAAUUAUUCCUGAACGGCGAUUGAAUUCACUAAGUGUAAUUGAAUUAACCUAUGCUGCUAUGGUAUUAAUUCGAAAAGCACAAUCCACUUCAUUCGUGUCAGAGAUUGUUGAACUCAAGGCCGGUAGGCAUGUUGGACGUCGUAGUGCACUGCGUGCUUUAAACCCAUUUAUGGAUGAAGAUGGUCUAGUGCGUGUAGGAGGCCGCCUCAUUAAUGCUGAUAUUGCCUACACUAGCAAAUGUCCAAUUGUGUUACCAGCUAAGUGUGCAGUAACACGAUUGAUAUUUGAGUAUGAACACAAACGUUUAAUUCACAUUGGCCCUCAAGGAUUAUUGGCUAACAUUCACCUUCGGUACUGGCCAAUUCGUGGUCGAAUUAUUGCUAAUCAAACUGUCAGGCGCUGUAUAAUUUGCUUUCGCUCCAGCCCAUCUCUAACUGUUCCAUUCAUGGCACCUCUUCCACGUGAAAGAGUCAAUAUUGAACGUCCCUUCGCCAAGACUGGAGUUGAUUUUUGUGGACCGAUUCUAAUUCGUAGUGGCAUACGUAAAGUGGUCAGCAUUAAAUGCUAUAUUGCUGUGUUCGUUUGUUUUGUGACUCGCGCUAUCCACCUGGAAUUGGUCAGUGGACUUACCACCGAGGCGUUCCUAGCAUCCCUUAUGCGAUUUUUGUCCCGUCGAGGCUAUUGUAGUCAUAUCUAUAGUGAUAACGGCACGAACUUCGUGGGAGCCAACAAGAUUUUGCACUCAUACUUCCAACAAGUUAAGGGACAACGCACAAUCGAAGAGUCACUUUCGGAUCUCAAAAUUCAAUGGCACUUCAUACCCCCUUCCGCACCCCACUUUGGUGGUCUGUGGGAGGCGGCUGUGAAGUCAGCAAAAAAGCAUUUAUUAAAGAUAAACACAAUGGGUCUUCUAACGUUCGAAGAGAUGAAUACCUUACUCUGCCGUGUAGAGGCCGUAUUAAACUCUCGCCCAAUAUCCCCAGUUUCCGAUGAUCCAUCCGAUUUGAACGCAUUGACCCCAGGCCAUUUCUUAGUUGGAGGAAGCUUAACACUACCAGCUGAACCUGACAGCACAGGGAUACCAUUAAAUAGAAUCAAAAGAUGGGGUCUGGUUAAUGUACAAGCCCAAACGUUUUGGAAGAGGUGGAGCACAGAAUAUCUGCCCCAACUUCAUAAAAGAGGUUGCUGGUUGUCUAAAAAGGAUAACGUUAAAGUUGGUUCACUAGCUAUUCUAAGGGAAGAUAAUAUGCCUUCGAUGAAAUGGAAGAUGGUCAGAAUCACCAAGGUCCAUCCAGGAAUUGAUGGAAUUGUUCGUGUGGUCACUGUUGUUAAUUCAGUUGGAAGGGAGUUUCAACGUCCAACAUCAAAAAUUGCAAUCUUGCCAAGUAUUAAGGAGGAAGAGGAUGCAGCCUAA